This is a messenger RNA of Eleginops maclovinus (Patagonian blennie), 2725 nucleotides long. Its product is annotated as ankyrin repeat domain-containing protein SOWAHB. The transcript is spliced from 12 exons. Lineage: Eukaryota; Metazoa; Chordata; Actinopteri; Perciformes; Eleginopidae. Gene Ontology annotation, molecular function: protein binding. The record is from RefSeq and is a predicted model, not a curated record. Bases 134 to 1276 code for a protein of 380 amino acids.
UGAACUUUAGAUAUGUACUACAACAAAUUAGCCAAAAGGACUCGGCAUUAUGGCUGAGUGAAAAAACACCAAGACCAAACAGAAAACUGCUGUAUUUGAAACAGGAACUCAUCCGCAACACAGAUAAGUGAAGAUGAGUGGAGUGAGUGACGAGUCGCUGCUGGAUUACUUCUACUCCACCGGAGGCGUCUCAGGCAGGGUGAAAAAUGCAGAUAUUCUGAAGACAUUUAAGCCCUUUAUUGGCCACAGUGACGUGCAUUUACGCGCUAAAUACAGAGAGGAAUUCAAGCUCAUCAUUGACCGAAUCGCUGUGGUGAAGUCAGAGAGUGGUGAGAAGUAUCUUGUCCUAAAGAAGAAAUACCGGCAGAUGCUGCAGGAUCGAGACGCUAAACUUCACGGGUCGGACGAGGACGCACAGAGAGGUUCGAGCCCGGCCCGAGCUCCGGCGUCUGCUCAGUGGGACGCAACGGAUGCCUCGACUUCAUCUCAGAACCCGAAGGAACCGCAGGAUGAUCCGAUGCUGUGUGGAGAGCCGGACGAGGCUGCAGAGGAACAGCAGACAGGAACAGCCUCCAUGCAGCACGCUCUACUGCAACUUCCUGUUAUCCGAAUCCAGGAGCCCUCUGCACAGAGCAAGGAGGAUGAUGAGCUGGACAAAGAUUCAGGGUCAAAGUCAGAGUCGGAGCAAGACGAGGAGAGUACGGGCAGCAUGGGGUCAGCUGCCGUCGCUCUGGAUCCUAUAGAGAAGGAGUGGAUCUACUCGGCUGCAGGUGCUCGAGUCCCUGACCUCUCCCAGCUGCUCAGACAGGACCCCUCGCUGGCUAACAAGAAGGACUUCACCUCUUUUACCGCUCUGCACUGGGCCGCCAAACAUGGCAACCAGGACAUGGCCACUCUGGUGGCUAACGCAGGCGCUGACGUCAACACCAAAUCAGGAUACACGCCUUUACACAUUGCAGCGUUACACGGCCAUCGGCAUAUUCUAGACCUGCUCAUCGUGACAUACGGAGCCAAAGAAAACUUAAGGGACUACAGCGGCCAUCUUGCCGGCCAUUAUCUGAACAUCAAAGAACCCGAGGGUCCGGAGGAAGAGUGCGAGCUGCAGUUUCAGGUCAUUCAGGCCAGGGAGCGGAACAGGAACAGGAAGCUGGCGUCGUUGUUUCACUCCAAGAAGAAGUGGGGCUCGGCGGAGGAGCUGGCUCCGAUAGAGGAGGAGAGGCCGACCUCGCAUCAGCUCAUCGUCCCGGCCUUCAGACCCAGGAAGUUCUCCCGCUGAGAGAAAAACCACACGAUGUCUGCUAGCUCUCCUCUACACACACCUACCUAACACUUACACACAUGCUGUAAAGCCACAUGUAUAUACCUGUGUGAACAUGUGGGUUUUGUUGUGUACACACGCAACAAGUAAACAGGUGUUGAUGUUACAGACGCGGCUGCACACGCUGCAGCCUCACAGUACCGAUGAUGCUAUGCUUAUACGUGUAUUUUAAAUAUUUAUGCCGACCUUAAAAAGUAUUUUUUGAUGCCUUAACUUUAAACCAAUGUUGCUAAAUGUUACUCAUGCCUUAAAAUGUCUAAUGAGCAAGUUCGUUUUUUAAGCUCCUCCUUGACUUUUGAUGUUAAAAGGGAGAAACUCUUGACAAGUAGACACCAGGAUUACUGAAUAAUUCCGUACCUUUUGUAUGUUCCUGACGCUAUGCUAAACAUCCAAAACUAUCCACAAGUUUUUAAACUGAUUCCCUGACUUCUACUUAUUUGGAUUCACAGCAGUAAUAAAGAGGAGGAGACGUGGGGACAUUUCUAGUGGAAGCAGCAAGACUUAUACAAUAUGUAUUUAAUGUGUGAAUAGCAUUAUGCUUUAUUAUUAUAGUAUAUGACCCCAACAACUGAACUAAAAUAUACAUUUGUGGGUUGAAAAAAUACAAAGAUUAUCCCGCUUUCCCAAAAAAAUGAACACCACCCUCACUUGACCAAUAAGACAAAUAAGGAACAUAAUCCGCCCUGAUUUCUGACACAUCGUCCACAGCAGUGAAAAUCUGUACUGGAGCCGGACGCUUCUUGGUAGGAAGCGUGUGAGUCUCAAAGGUUACACCUCGCUCUGCAGAAUGUUUGGCACUGGUGUUUAAAGUUGGAGUAAAUUAGGAGUAGUUAGUGGGCUUAAACAUACAACAACUUUAAAUCAGAGCCACUGAGAACCACCAAGAGAACCAGAAGAGGAAAAGCUUUUUGUUUUUCCCCCCUCACUAUUGCUCACGCUAAAAGAGUUUGCAGUUUGAUUCGGUUUUGUCCGCUACCUUCAGUCUGUUUUAUCCCAGCUGUGUGUCCCGAUGCAGGAUACCGAUGUGUGUGUGUGUGUGUGUGCCAUUUGUUGUGAUCGUUGAAGAGGUUUUCCCCUGAUAAGAAGAGUGUUUUUCCUGUUGCAGUUUGAGCACAGAUAAUCUGAUAAACUCUUUUGUCAAGAGAGGUGAUUGUUCUUUAUUGAUGCCCCCCCCCCCCACCUCCUGCAUUUAAAGUGCUGCAUUAACUUUUGGUUAAGACAUUUGCACUAUUGCAUUUUGAGUCUUCUGCUCAUCGGUUUCUUUUUAUUUGUUGUAAAAGAUUUAUUCGACUCUAAUUUGGUGCCUUUUUUCCCCCUCAUCGUGUAAUCCAAACUGCCUCCAUCACAUCUUUUGCACAAUAUUUAUAUAAUGAAGAUACUUUGAAAUAAACUGUAUUUUAUAUCAAA